AUGUCUCACACCAUACUCUUGAUCCAACCAGGGAACAAACCGGAAACAAGAACAUAUUCCGAUUACGAGUCUGUUAAUGAUUGCAUGGAAGGGGUUUGUAAGAUCUAUGAAGAACAUCUAAAGAAAUUAAAUCCAAAGUCUGUGUCUAUUACGUAUGACAUAACUCAGCUGUUUGAAUUUGUUGACCAUUUAGCAGAUCUUUCAUGUCUUGUGUACCAAAAAAGUACAAUGACAUAUGCCCCUUAUAACAAAGACUGGAUAAAAGAAAAGAUUUACGUAUUACUCAGAUGCCAAGCCAAUCAACGUCAAUAA
Macrosiphum euphorbiae (potato aphid) is the source of this 312-nucleotide messenger RNA. NCBI's taxonomy places the organism in Eukaryota, Metazoa, Arthropoda, Insecta, Hemiptera, Aphididae. The record is from the annotation of a GenBank genome assembly.